Molecule: messenger RNA, 1341 nt
Organism: Rhea pennata
Lineage: Eukaryota; Metazoa; Chordata; Aves; Rheiformes; Rheidae
Gene: PAH
Product: phenylalanine hydroxylase
Exons: 13
Coding region: 1-1341 (446 amino acids)
Biological process (GO): L-tyrosine biosynthetic process; L-phenylalanine catabolic process
Molecular function (GO): phenylalanine 4-monooxygenase activity; iron ion binding
Source: RefSeq, a predicted model, not a curated record
AUGGACGCGCAGCACUGCAAAAUGAACGGUGACCCUCUGCAGGAAUCUAUGUACAUUGAGGAACACGCGAAUAGAAGUGGAGUGAUUUCUUUGAUUUUCUCUCUGAAAGAAGAAGUUGGGGCAUUGGCUAAAGUUCUUCGUACAUUUGAGGAAAAAGGCAUAAACCUGACCCACAUUGAGUCCCGACCUUCCCGUCUCAAUAAGGAUGAGUAUGAAUUCUUCAUUAACUUGGAAGGCAAGAAUGUCCCAGCUCUGGAUAAUAUCAUCAAGUCCUUGAGAAAUGAUAUUGGAGCAACUGUGCAUGAGCUUUCAAGAACAAAGAAGAAGGAUACUGUGCCAUGGUUUCCAAGAAGUAUCCAGGAGCUGGACAGAUUUGCUAAUCAAAUCCUAAGCUAUGGAGCUGAAUUGGAUGCAGACCAUCCUGGGUUCAAAGAUCCAGUGUACCGGGCCCGGAGAAAGGAGUUUGCGGAUAUCGCCUACAACUACAGACAUGGGCAACCUAUUCCUGAAGUUACCUACACAGAAGAAGAAAAGAGAACAUGGGGCACUGUCUUUAGGGAGCUAAAGACUCUCUAUCCAACUCACGCUUGUUAUGAACACAACCAUGUGUUCCCUCUGCUGGAGAAGUACUGUGGCUACCGGGAGGAUAACAUCCCCCAGCUUGAAGAUAUUUCAAAGUUCUUGCAAACCUGCACUGGCUUCCGCCUGCGUCCUGUGGCAGGCUUGCUCUCCUCUCGGGAUUUCUUGGCUGGGCUGGCCUUCCGAGUGUUUCACUCUACCCAGUAUAUUCGCCAUGCGUCCAAACCCAUGUACACACCAGAGCCUGAUAUUUGCCAUGAGCUACUAGGACACGUACCUCUUUUUGCCGAUCCCAGUUUCGCUCAGUUUUCCCAGGAAAUUGGACUGGCAUCUCUAGGAGCUCCGGAUGAGUUCAUCGAGAAACUCGCUACGGUUUAUUGGUUUACGGUGGAGUUUGGACUUUGUAAAGAAGGUGAUUCAAUGAAGGCAUAUGGUGCAGGGCUGCUGUCUUCAUUUGGGGAGUUGCAGUACUGUUUAUCAGGUAAACCUGAGAUUCAGCCUCUUGUCCUGGAGAAGACUUCUGUGCAGAAGUACCCUGUUACAGAGUUCCAGCCUAUCUACUAUGUUGCAGAAAGUUUUAAAGAUGCAAAAGAAAAGCUAAGGAAAUUUGCUUCAACAAUCCCUCGUCCUUUCUCUGUUCGGUACAAUCCCUACACACAGAGGAUUGAAGUCCUGGACAAUGCAAAGCAGCUGAAGAACUUAGCCGACACUAUCAGUGGUGAGAUGGGAAUCCUGUGCAAUGCCCUUCAGAAGAUAAAAUGA